Neurospora tetraspora is the source of this 525-nucleotide messenger RNA. RefSeq lists its product as uncharacterized. Lineage: Eukaryota; Fungi; Ascomycota; Sordariomycetes; Sordariales; Sordariaceae. The record is from RefSeq and is a predicted model, not a curated record. The transcript has 2 exons. The coding region runs from base 1 to 525 and encodes 174 amino acids.
AUGAUUGAUAUUGGCGGAUGCUAUUCUGGGGUGUUAUCGAUUGGGUUGGGUUGGGGUUUGGGCUGUAGCGCUUUCCCCCGCCCCUGGACAUCGAGCAAUGGUUACCGAGGUCUGCACUUAAAACUCGCCGGUUGCGAUAACAACUGCCUCGAUUGGCAAUCGGAGAUGUGCCCGAUAUCCGGUCCCCGAGACAUCCCUGCCGCUCAUCCAUGCACCUCAUCGUCUCCCCCGGGCCCCAAGGGGAUGAAGGUUCCAUUCCCACACCGUCGUCUUUCACACCCCGACCGUUCGCCACGGGCUGAUGUUCCUCCCAACCCUUCCCACGUUCGGUUCCUAGACAACGGGGCUCCCGGUCUCUCAGUCUCGCUCGGUACGAAUGCCCUUUACAGUGGACUCGCUUUAGCCAUAUCUCGGUUCCAACUUCCCAAUCCUAUUCCCAUCCUCUUAUCCUACUCUCACACUGACGUUAUGUACCUGUUCGCUAAGAACACCAGAUAUGGAGCUGAUAUGUCUCCUUCGCCAUAA